Messenger RNA from Caenorhabditis sp. 36 PRJEB53466, 2471 nucleotides. Lineage: Eukaryota; Metazoa; Nematoda; Chromadorea; Rhabditida; Rhabditidae. The record is from the annotation of a GenBank genome assembly.
AUGAAAACAUUUUGGGUUUUGCUACCCGUACUAAUCGCCAAUUUCGUACAAGUACGUGCCGAUUUCGAUUCGGAUUCAGCCACGUCGUCGUCGUCCACGACGACAAGGAAAUCGCCGUCGGAACCGACCGAUCAUCCGGCCGAAGAUGUGGUCAUUCCGACGAGAUUCGGGUACGUGAGAGGGAUUCGGAUGCCCACCCGGAAGGGACCGUUCGUCGACUAUUUCAAGGGAGUCCCGUUUGCCGAGAAGCCGCAGAGACUGAAAGUGAGUCAUUGACACACUUUGCGUGAUUUUUGACACCUACAGACACUUGCAAUCUUCGACUGUUUCCUUCAAAAAACGAUUCCAGAAGUCAGUCCUCGUACACCGAUGGAACGGAGUCUACGACGCGAAAAGCUAUUCGAAAAAGUGCAUCGCCAACGUUCGACCGGUCAAUGCGUCCGAAUUCAGCGAAGACUGUCUCUAUUUGAAUAUUGUGAGACCGAGUACGGCUGACGUGAGUUACCCAACGGGUUACUGUGCCUACAGUAUACCUGGCUCUUUCAGUUCCGCACCAAAUUGCCAGUGGUGAUCUUUGUUCAUGGCGGCGCUUUUCAGGAGGGUUCGUUUUUUUUUCGAAUGGCACUAAUCAUGAUCAAUUUCUAACAACUUUCAAAAAACUGUUUAGGCUUCGGCAACGACGCGAAUUGCGAGGCGUUCGGCGAGAAUUUUGUGACGCAGAACAUGAUUGUCGUGUCGAUUCAGUACCGCCUGGCGAUGCUCGGGUUCAUGUCGCUCGGCUGCUCCUCCGCUUCCGCGCCGGUCCCGUGCAAUCUCGGCCUCUGGGACAUGGUCACCGCGUUCGAGUUCGUCAAUCGGACCAUCGCCGACUUUGGCGGCGACCCCGACCAAAUGACGCUGAUGGGGCACAGUGCCGGCGCGAUGGCCGUCAGUUUGCACGCGCUCUCCCCCAUUUCCGGAAGAUUCUUCCAAAAAUUCAUCCAAAUGAGCGCCAGUUCGUGGUGUCUGAGCAGAUUCAAAACUUCGACCGAAACGGCCACACUCAAAAUUUUGAACGAAUUGAAUUGCAACACGAGCAGUGCGGAGACCAUCUUUGAGUGUGUCAAUUCCACGUCAUUGGACGCCAUGUACACUGCACAGGUUUGAGACAAAACGCAUUUCCCAACAACAAAAAAAACAUGCUUUUUUGCAGAUAGACACGACUUUGUGGCCUCAAUUCGGCGACGAUUUACUGCCAGAUGUGCCCGAAAAAUUGGUGAACAACACGAGAAACAAACCGUUAUUAACCGGAAUUAUGACUCUCGAAUCGCUCUAUUUCAGUGAGUCCACAAAUUUUAGAAUGAAUUUGUCGAAAAACGACGCUUUGCCUUUUUUUUGCAGCUUACCUAAAAUCGUCACCGCAAAUAUUUCCGUACAUUCGUCGCAGUACUGUCGAGGAUUACAUCAAUUCGACAAUAGCCGUUCAGUACGGAAUCCAAUCGGACAGCGCGUUUUCGACGGCCUCGCAAUAUUAUCUGGACUCGAAUGUGUCCGACACUGAUUACGGUUAUUACAUGUGGCAGAGGACGAAGGUACGGUCAUGAUUUGUGGCAUUUGAUAGAGAAUUCUUGAAAAUUUACCCAAGAAAUUUGAAACUUUUCAAAUAUUCUAAAUUUUUUCAAAAAAUACCGUAGUUUUAUGGUGUACGGUAACACUCGUUCAGCUGUGCGCACCCCGAAUUUCCCGCAAAUUUCUGCCGACUUUGGACUGCAAAAUCCACGAGAUUUGCGGGUUUUCCGAGACUUUUCGAGACAUUCCAUUUUGACACUUUUUCCCAAAAUCAGGUCAUGAUUACUAUGAAUCGAUGGCAAAUUUUCCGCUUACCAUUUUCCCCGAUCUCUUCUCAUUUUGCAGCUCGACUCGAACGUGGGCUUUGACAUUCCGAUGCUGCGCGAGGUGCGUGCCCGAAUGACCGUCGCGCCGGACCUCUUUCUCUACUAUUUCCCCUAUUUCAAUCCCGCCCAAUUCGACGCCGAUUUCCCCGUGAAAGCCACGUAUCAUUGUCAGGAAUUUCCGUACAUUUGGGGCAUUUACAAGGACAAUUAUUUCGAUUUCGACGCCGACGAUCAUUUGGUUUCGCAAUUUUUGAUCGACGCUUUCGUGAAUUUCAUCAAAAAUGGGUAAUCACAUUUUUUUUGAACGUUUUCCUAAACGAAACAGCAAUUUGCAGGAAUCCCACAAGUUCAAACUUUACGUGGCCUAAAAUCGACUCGGAAAUCACGCAUACCGUAAUCCAGCCGGUGCCGACCACCGGCAAACACUUGUUUCAAGACGAUUACAAAUUCUGGGAUCAAAUGGCUCAACAAUUUCAAUUAGACAUCAUCACUGGUCUUCCGGUCGAGAACCAAAUCGAGACUACAACUGCGGGUUCAUCAACGGUCCUAUUCUACUUUUGGAUUAUCAUAAUUAUAAUGCUACUGAUUAACGCAUAA